Molecule: messenger RNA, 1091 nt
Organism: Monomorium pharaonis (pharaoh ant)
Lineage: Eukaryota; Metazoa; Arthropoda; Insecta; Hymenoptera; Formicidae
Exons: 2
Coding region: 312-713 (133 amino acids)
Source: RefSeq, a predicted model, not a curated record
CUGUUGUGUUUGUUUUAUUAUCCAGAUUUCCAAGUGAUCCAAAUCUGCGUGCUCAAUGGGUUAAGGCCUUGGCAGAAAUUAAUCAGCAACUGAAUGUCGAUGCCUUACCAAAAUAUGCCAAAAUCUGUAAUCUGCAUUUUAGAGCAGAAGAAAUAGAAAAACAUGGUUUCAGGCAUUUUCGUUUGAAACCAAACUCAGUACCAUCAAUAUUUCCAAAUGCAACAAAAAAGAGUGACACAAUUAGACUUUGCCAGUCAAUCGAAGACUUCGGAAUCGCUCAGGGCAAUAAUGCGUUGCUUACGGUUGAGAAUAUGCAACCGCCUGUUCUGAAUCCUGAAUCAAUGGAUUAUGAAGAAGCAGCAAACCCAACAAAUGCUGAAAUAAUCGCUAACCGACAAGAAGCAGAAGAAAUUCCAAUUGAUCAAAUAGUCACAACUCCAAAAAAAAGAAUGCGGUAUCUUGGAGACAUAUUAGACAAUAAGAUUACAGAUAUGAGCCCGAGAACAAUGAUUAAAUCCAUUCGUAUAUUAAAACGAGCAUGUGAGGAAAAGACUAAGACAAUUAAACGGUUGUGUUGUCAAACGCGUCGUCAGAAAAGAAAAAUCAAAAAUAUUUCUGCUGUACUUACAGAAUUGCAACAGAAAUGUUUAUUAUCUUCAGAAUCUUGUAAUGUCUUGCAGGUACUAGAAAAGAUAAGAAUUAUUAUAAAGUGAGUUUGGCAAAGCAAAUCUGAACGUCGGAGUGCUGUCUCUAUCUCAUUCUAUCUUUGUUCAAUUUCAGUAAAUAACAAAGACAGAUUGUGUUGAUAUAGCCUCCAGAUUUGCUUUACCGAAUGCACCCAUUGAAAAUGUCCAGAACUAAAAUAUUAAUUUAGUAAUUAAAAAAUGGUAUUAUUGAAUCCUUUUUGUAUUAUUAUAUAUAUUAUAUUAGAUAUACAUAAUUUGUACAUACAAUGUAUUAUAUACAUUAUAUUUAUAUACAGCAUUUGUACAUACGUAUACAAUUGUUGAUUAGCAGGUGUUUUAUAACUUUUAAUAUAUGCGUUAAAUGUUACAGACUAGAUCUUAUAAUUUUUGUAACUUUUUUUUGCU